This is a messenger RNA of Electrophorus electricus (electric eel), 5460 nucleotides long. It is a transcript of the gene kirrel3a, whose product is annotated as kirre like nephrin family adhesion molecule 3a. Gene Ontology annotation, molecular function: cell adhesion molecule binding. The record is from RefSeq and is a predicted model, not a curated record. NCBI's taxonomy places the organism in Eukaryota, Metazoa, Chordata, Actinopteri, Gymnotiformes, Gymnotidae. Gene Ontology annotation, cellular component: plasma membrane; cell-cell junction. Gene Ontology annotation, biological process: synapse assembly; cell-cell adhesion.
CCCGGUGUGGAAAGAGUGAUGCGCAUCGGCAAGCUGGAGCGAGAGGACGCGAGCGUUGAGCGUUAAGUCGAAGAGUGUAGGCAAAGCACGGCGGAACAGCAGGAAAGAAGGGAGGACGCCUUAUAAAACAGGACGGGAAACGUUUGCAGAAAGCAGUGGAACGCGGGCGAGGCGCGCGCAACUCUAAGCUCUUCAGAAAGAGGUGGCUCGAGCCCCCUCCGCGCAUCGCUGCCUUAGUCCCGCACGGUAUCCAAGAGAUUUUCCGGCGAGUUCAGCCAUGCUCUCCGGGACGUUACUGCUCUCCUGUCUUCUGGGUUUGGGGACCUGUGCAGUGAUAGUGCAGCACCCUCAUGACGUGGUGGUGGUGGCCGGCCAACCAGUGACUCUGCCGUGCGCCAUCACUGGUUACCAUGGCAUGGUACUGUGGGUGAAGGAUGGACUGGCGCUUGGAGUGAACAGGGACCUGUCAGUUUAUCCGCGCUACGAUGUGGUUGGCGACCACAGCAAAGGCGAAUACCACCUCCUGAUCCAGAGGACGGAGCUCGCAGACGACGGGACGUUUGAGUGCCAGGGCAUCCAAGCUGCCAUCCGGUCACGGCCUGCCCGUCUGACCGUGCUGGUUCCUCCUGAUGACCCCGUGAUCGCUGGCGCCCCGGUGGUGAGCCUAAGGGCGGGUAACCCGCUGAACCUGACAUGCCAUGCCGACAACGCCAAACCAGCCGCCUCCAUCAUCUGGACCCGGAACGGAGAAGUGCUCAACGGAGCUAUGUACUCGAAGAUGCUGCAGAAGGAUGGGCGGAUGGAGAGCACGGUCAGCACGCUCUUCAUCUCGGCGGCGAACAUUGAGAGCGGCCAGCGCAUCACCUGCCGCGCCUCCAACAAAGCGGCGCCCAAUGGCAAAGAGGCCACCGUCACUAUCGAUGUUCAGCACCUCCCUUUGGUGAAUCUCUCAGUGGAGCCACAGCCUAUUUUGGAAGGCAAUCUGGUCAGGUUCCACUGCUCUGCCAAGGCUAAUCCACCUGUCACUCAUUACAGGUGGGCGAAGGGGGGCAGCGUGAUCAGGUCUGUGGUGGGAGACAGCUACGAGGUGGUGGUGGACCACUCCUUCUUCACCGAGCCCGUGUCCUGCGAGGUGGCCAACGCCCUGGGCAGCACUAAUGUCAGCCGCAACGUGGACGUCUACUUUGGGCCCCGCCUAGCCGCCGAACCCCAGUCGCUGCAGGUGGACCUGGGCUCAGACGCCAUAUUCAACUGCGCAUGGACAGGGAAUCCCUCCCUCACCAUUGUUUGGAUGAAACGGGGCCACGGAGUGGUGCUCAGCAAUGAGAACACCCUGACCCUGAAGGCAGUGAAACCAGAGGACGCUGGGAAAUAUGUGUGUCGAGCUGUGGUUCCCCGCGUCGGAGUUGGGGAGAAGGAAGUAACCCUUACAGUGAACGGCCCCCCGACUAUCUCCAGCACCCAGACCCAGCAAGCCCUGUAUGGAGAAAAGGGCCAGAUCCAGUGUUUCAUCCGCAGCACGCCACCUCCGGAUCGCAUCGCCUGGUCCUGGAAGGAGACGGUGCUAGAGUCAGGAACGUCUGGGAGGUACACUGUGGAGACGGUGAGUACAGAGGAGGGAGUCAUCUCCACGCUGACCAUGAGCAACAUCGUGCCCGCCGACUUUCAGACCAUCUACAACUGCACGGCAUGGAACAGCUUUGGCUCUGACACCGAGAUAAUCCGUCUCAAGGAACAAGGGUCCCUGCGAUUGGCCGUCAUCAUUGGGGUUGCAGUGGGAGCUUUCCUGGCUCUCGUGGUCCUCAUGGGGACCCUGGGGGCCUUCUGCUGUGCUCGUCUCCAGAGGAGUCUCAAAGGGGUGGUCUCUGCAAAAAAUGACAUUCGGGUGGAGAUUGUUCACAAGGACCACAACGCAACUCGGGAGCAGGACGAGCACACGAACAUGAAGCAAAUGAUGAUGGAGCGCGGUGAGUUCCAGCAGGAGUCCGUUCUGAAGCAGCUGGAGGUGCUUCAAGAAGAAGAACAAGAGUUCCAGCACAUUAAGGACCCAACCAAUGGCUACUACAGCGUCAACACCUUUAAGGAACAUGCGGCGCCCUCUGUGGCCAUGGCGGCGGGUCAGAGCGUGGAGGCACGCAACCCAGGCACAGCAACGCUGGGCAAGCAGCGGGUGCCCACGGGUAUGUCUUUCACCAACCUCUACUCCACCCUGGGCGCUGGCCCCAGCCACCGCCUCUACGACUACAGUGGGCGCUUCGUGCUGGGCACAGGCGGCAGCUCCAUCGAGCUUUGCGAACGCGAGCUUCAGCGAGGAGGUGGGCCACUUGGAGACUCCGUCUCCUUCACCGAAGCCCAGGGCGAGGGCAGCGGUGGGGCGUUCGGCCGCCAGGACGGCUGCGCGCCGUUUGACAAGGCCAGCAAGGCUUCGGCCUCCUCAUCCUCUUCUCAGCGCUCACAGGCGUCCUCGCAGGGCUCGGAGGGGAUGCGCCCCAUGCACAAGCGCAUGCAGACACACGUCUGAGAGUGAAGCGCGAGGGGAGCCAGAGGGGGUGACAGGGCGCGAGCGGUAAGUGCUGUAGCCAGCACCUAGCCAUGAACACAAGGAAAGAGGAAGACCUACUGUGCCGUGCGAUGGCCCCGCCCCCUCCUGACAGCGACGCCUGAGGAAUUCGGCCCCUUCCAUUCAGACGGUGACAUGCGCCUGUAUUUUUUAAUGAACAUCGCAUUUUGUAAGUUACCCCGCAGAGAGACUUUUAUUCAAAGCCAGCAUGUGGUAACCUAAACAUUGUUUCAUGACAAUCAGGAUUCCAUCCUCACAGUUGCCACUGAUUCUCUGUUUGACUUUCCUCUCUCAAUUCCUUUUCUCCAUCACGUUGAACUGGGAAAACCUUGAGGGCUGUAUAAAUUUUUUAUGAGGAACCAAAUUCUCGGCCUUGUGUAACUCAACUGUAAUUCAAAGCACAAAAGUGACUGUGGACAUCAACCACGGUCCUCCCUGGCCUACAGAGAAAACCCUCACCCAAACACCAGGACCUCAGAGAAGAGCGAGGCCCGAACAAGCAAACAUCACCUUUCCAGCCUUACCAGGGCUACAUCCCAAAUCACGUUCGAUGGGCCCCUGCUCGUAACGGUCCAUUCACACUAUUGUAAAUUGGCCUGACUUUUCCAGGUUUGGCUUCGCUGUUCCUGGAAAGCGACAGCGUCUGAAUGCACCCUGCGAGAUUGUUAAAACACGGAUUGCAUGCUUGAAGAAGCGGCUCCUCUGACACCCCAUCCCGAGCUCGGCAACACCGGGCUCAUGUUUACAUGUCGGCGGAAGGAGUGUGUGUGAUCUGCGUAUGGAAUAUCCUGCCUAAUGUGAACUCUCUAAACAGACCAGUGUGAAAUCGAACACGUGUGUCUAGUGAAUCCAGAUAAGCGAUUUUUUUUCUCCAAUUUUGGCUUAUGGCGUGUCGUUUACACUGGAGCUUGUAAAUCCUGCAUUGCGUGCAAGUGUACUGUGAUUUCAUCUCCAGGUGAUGGGUGGAGUGAUGGGACUUUUCUUCUGCUUUUUUGAUAGCUUCUUUCAUGCUAAGACAGACAUGUGCUUAAGGCCACUGUUCUAAGUGUGCCUGUAGACACAAGGCCUGGACCAUCCAUGUGACACUGUUCGGUAAGAGUGCCAAGUGCCUCCUUUUAGCAGCAAACAGAAUUAAUCAGUCAAUCAGGCUUGGUUAUAACAUAACUGUUCAUAGAAUGCGUGUGGAAAAGGUUACGUGGUCAGUAAAGCCAUGAAAUUAACUCUCUGUUCCAGUCAUUUGCUGUGAACAGACAACAACAACAACAAAAAAUGUCUGUGGAGGACAAAGGCAGAAUUCACCCUGUGCUGUACUCUCUUAUUAAUGCCAUGCCAUGAAUAGUUCAUGGAUACUGCUCUAAUAGACAGUAAACAUGCAUAAUGCAUAGUAAUGUCAGAUCAUGCAUUAUCAAGGAUUCAUCCAUAUUGAGUACCAAUUUUGGAUUCAAAGCUGGAUUUCAUUGUUUCAUUAGAACAUCAUACUAGAGAAGUUCUACUCAAUCAGUCCCCCAGUUCAGCAUUUGAGUUGCAUUAGGGACUUAAUGACUUGGGAUGAUACAUUUCAGCAUUCAGAUAUUAAAUCCCCAAGAGGACAUUAGGGAUAUUUCAUGAACCUUCAUAACAUUCCCAUAUGAAUUAGAUAUUAUGGCAUGGUUUUAAUCUAUCAUCUUGGCUUUUAAAGGUUGGCUCAACCAUGGUGGAUCUUGUCGUGAAACUAAAUGGAUUUCAAAAAGAUGACGCAUCUGGAUAGGGGGCAGGGUGUUUGUGCAGCAGGGGCCACUGUAACUCUUUAAAAGGGCCGCUCACCUUGCAUUGCCAUCCUAAUUGAAAGUCGAGUCACACACUCUGUAACCGCAUCUAUUGGGGAAAGCCUUAAUCAGCACAUUCUUGACUUGCUCGUUGUCUAGAGUGCUCGGGAGCUGCCCCUGGAUGUAGCUUAUGUGUGGGGAAUGGUGAGUAAAUGACUGCUGCGCACACUUCCAAGACCUUUUCUGCCUUUGCAUAAGGGCAGUCGUGAUGGAAUCUUAAAUUUGCUCCAAUCCAGAGAGAUAUUUCAGAGAGGCUGAAUCUCUUAUUUAACAGGGCACUUGAGAUUCAACUAUACAGCUCAGCCUGUAGUGACAGUGUGCUAUUAUUCCUAACCUAUUAUUUGUAAUGAGGAGAUAUUUAUAUUGAUGAUGGGGGGGGGAUGACACAAUUGUAGUCACUAAAAAUAAAGGUCAUAAUUAAAAUGGAGGGUAUAUUUGGUCAAAGGGUAGAAUUGCAUACAAUGGGAAGAGAAAACAAACUUCAGUAAGCAGCUUUUAGUCUUCAACACGGCCCCCGAAUUUGAAGUCAAAGGAACUGCAAAACCAGGGGCUUCCUGAUAAGAUCCACCUGCAAAUUAAAUCAAAAGUAUGUAGAUUUGACUUCUCUAGCUGCGCACUUCUGAUGAGAUCAUGAUACACAAGGCACUCUGUGCGUGAUAUGUUUGAAGUCUGUGUUCGGCAUCCCGCAGUGGUAGUAAUAAAUAUGAAUGUCCCCCAAAGUGAACUUCAUUCAAAACGUUCACUGCGAGCACCGUGCACUUUAUCCGCCAGGGUGUAACCAGUCCGCUUAGCUUGGGCUGGAUAGUUUAAGCUACCAUUUGCCUUCCCCAAUUCACUGGAAGCAGACAACAAACACCUUUAUCUUUCUAACAGUAGAUUAUUUUGUCCCUUUUGUUUUUGGUAUCGUGUGUAAUGAACUUAUUACCGUACAAACAUCAAUCUAUUCGUCAUGAACUAUUCUGCUCCAGCAGUAAAAAGAUACAUAACAGUCAUCCAAUUAUGAAAAUGUUUUCUUUCUUCUUGUCUCUGACUGUAACCAAUGUUGUUUUUCCUUUGCUGUACAUAAAAUGAGCUAAUGAGCAGGAAAAAAAAGAA